Messenger RNA from Meleagris gallopavo (turkey), 2251 nucleotides. The record is from RefSeq and is a predicted model, not a curated record. Lineage: Eukaryota; Metazoa; Chordata; Aves; Galliformes; Phasianidae.
AUGUGCGUGCCUCUCAAAAGUAACCGUGUUUUUCGUUUCUUGUUUUUUUUUUUUUCUUUCUUUUUGUUUUCUCCUGCGGUUCUUUCUCGGGACGAGCAGGUGGUGUCAGCAUCGGGACAGUUCGAGCUGGAGAUCUUAUCCGUGCAGAAUGUGAACGGCGUGCUGCAGAAUGGGAACUGCUGCGACGGCACUCGAAACCCCGGAGAUAAAAAGUGCACCAGAGACGAGUGUGACACCUACUUUAAAGUUUGCCUGAAGGAGUACCAAUCGCGGGUCACUGCUGGCGGCCCUUGCAGCUUCGGAUCCAAAUCCACCCCUGUCAUCGGAGGGAAUACCUUCAACUUAAAGUACAGCCGGAAUAACGAAAAGAACCGGAUUGUUAUCCCUUUCAGCUUUGCCUGGCCGGUGAGUGCGCUGCUCGCUCUGCACUGCCGGAAGGUGCUGUUGGAGCUCGGUUCGCUACGGCCUUCUCCAGCUUCUGGCGCGGGGACGGAGGCGCUGGGCUGGGGAGGGAGUGGGCGCCUUGGCGGGGGAGCCGGCACUCCGCCGGGCAGAAACGAGCGAAAUGCGGUGAUGUUUUUGUUUGUGUUCCCUGGGGCUCACAAUGCGCAGCCUGUUCAAUUUGAAAGUCAGAUGUGCAGCGAGGGGGAUCUAAACGGGUCAGGGAAGCAAACCCUGUAUCUCUGCACUUUACAGCAUGAAUAAGCCUCUUGAGAAUUAGAAGGUCAGAAGUUCAUUUAUUUUUUAUUUUUUUUUUUCCAAAGCAGUGAAGACUUGGGCUUAAGCCAAAGUAGCGGUGGGUUAGGGGCUGUGGAGGGAUCCCGUGUGAAAAGUGUGUGUCAUAGCUGGCCUCCUUCCCUGGAGCGUGUUUGGGAAGGCUUCCUGCUUCCCCCAGAGGGAAAUCUCACUGUGCUGCUUGGUGCUGAUGGGAGCUGCUGUUGCUGCUCUGGGUUGCCAGCUUCCCUGAGAAGCUUGCUGUGUUUUGAGGUAUGUGCAGACUCUGGAGCCUAAGACAGAAAAACCUGUCCGUAGCUUUGGUCCAUCUCACCCUCUCCUACCCACAGUGCACCUUUUCUGGCACAUUGGCUCUGUGAUCCAUAGAUUCUGGCUUCCCAGUUUGCAAAACUUUGUGGGGCCUUUUGCCAGGCACUUUCCCACUGUUGUCCAUCGCAGUAAACAGCGGUCAGCCCUGUGGGAAACUAUUGGGGGUGACCUCUUCAUUAGCUGAAAAUUGCCUCGUUGGUGGUCACGUGCAGUAUGCUGGCUUGCCCUUCAGAGUUUCUUGUUGCUUCUGGACAGCUCAAGGGGAACGAAGCCUUGAUAUGCUUAGCCCUGCAGAAGAGUCCUGUACUUGUUGCACAGGCUCUAAGGACCAUCCUUCCAAAACAACCAUCGCGUGGGACAGUGUCCCAUUCGUGCAGUAGGGCUUGGGGGUAUGUAAGACUGCUGCUGCCGUGGCCCUCAGUACCACGAGAUGCACUACUUUGUGCCCAGCAGUGUUGCCAACACAAGCAGAAACUGAGGAUGACCAAUGUGGGGGGCUUUUCUGCACACAUGGCAGUCCGCCUUUUGGGGUGGCUCUCUCAGACGCUAUGGUAUAUUAGCUGAAAAUUUAUGUUCCUAAAACUUGUAUUUAAAGAUCACCUAGGAAACGAAACUGUUUUUCCCCCUCCCCUUCUCCAAAGGUGCUGAGCACACACUUUCCCAGUGACUGCCUUGGGAUAUGUUGAUGCUCAGCAGUUUUGAACAUCCAGUCAUCCUAACCUAGAUGCCUACGGUCAUUUUUGCAAGGGGUGGAGGGCCCUUGCAUGCAAGCAGGGGAGGAGUAAAUCUUGUUUCCUAUCCUAUGUCACUGUAUCAUUGCUGGAGAGGUGGAAGCAUUUGUAGAUUUUCAGCACUCUUCAGAGCUUGGCCCUUCCUGUCAGAUAAGGCCUGGUUGCUGUGAGGGCGUGGACUUUUGGGGGGGGGAAAGCCCACCCCAAAAACAUUCCUCCCUCCAGUUGUAGUGCAGACACCCACUUUGUUAGUCCUGUGGCCAAGUGCUGUAGGCAGCUGUGUGUUCUUGAAGCGUCCUGUGCUGCCUCCUACCUGCCUUCUCUGUCAGUUGUGACUUCUGGAGCAGCAAAGGCUGGAGAGGCAGAAGGGUGAAAUCAAGCCUGCAUUUUUAUGGAGAUAAUAUUACAAAGUACAAUAGCGGCGUUAACAGAAGUAUUCUCUGUUGGAAGUACAAGUCCUCUCUUUCUUCCUUUUU